UUUGAAUGAAAUUAACAACAUAGUGAAUUUUAAUUAGUAGUAAAUUUAACCAGUAUUGGUAGCAGAAAACAGAAUUGGCGGUGACAUAGGCCUAGAACAAACAUUUAAAAUGGCAUUUUUUAAAUGGUACAGAUACUGCAGCCACACGUAUCCAAUACGGACCAAUCUUAUUCAGACAGGUUUUUUGUUUGGUGUUGGUGAUUUAAUAGCUCAAAGUGCAGUUGAAAAGUGUAAACCUGAUGAAAUUGAUUGGUUACGUAUGGUGCGCUUUGCAUCUAUUGGGUGUGCAGUUGGACCAACACUUAGUAUGUGGUACAAAUCAUUGGACAGAUUGGGAACUAAUAACACAAUACCAAUAAUUACUAAGAAAAUAUCAGUCGACCAAUUGAUUGCAUCGCCAAUUAUUAAUGGAGCUGUAUUAAUGAUGAGUAGAGUGUUUAAUGGUGAUAAAUGGCCACAAAUUCAAAAUAAGCUAGAAGACGACUUUGUGAAAGUUAUGCUCACUAGUUAUUUGAUUUGGCCAGCUGUACAAACAUUUAAUUUCAUUAUUGUCCCACUACAAUACAGGGUUUUAGCUGUACAAAUAGUGUCAUUAGCUUGGAAUAUAUACCUUUCAUUUGUGAGUGCUGGUGGUGGAAAAUCAAAAUGAUCAUAACAUUUUUAAUAAAAUGUCUAUGCAUCAAUGUACUCUAAAGAAUUCAGAACGAGAACUGAACAAAAGCUAUUCAAUUUUAUAAAUUAUUAUAAAUAAUUACAAUUUACAUUAUAGAAUAAUAUUAUUUUUCUGGUAGGUAUAUAUUAUAAUAUGUACUGAUAAAUUAUAAAUCAAAAUAUUUACAUUGCAUUGUUAUAAAUUAUUAUAGGCAUUUGCCCCUGUAUAAAAAUUAUUUUAUUUUUAUAUAAUAUUAACAUAACACAAUUGAGAGCUGUUAAUUGUUAUUACAAACUCAGUGUCGGUCCAUCAGUUGCCAGCCAGUUGUAUCCUGUAUUCAUGUUUAAUAAUUUUUGUUUAUAAUUUUUUUUUGUAUAUUUUUUUACAAUUACUAUACCUUUUAACUAUAGUAUAUU
Messenger RNA from Metopolophium dirhodum (rose-grain aphid), 1068 nucleotides. RefSeq names its product protein Mpv17-like. The record is from RefSeq and is a predicted model, not a curated record. Lineage: Eukaryota; Metazoa; Arthropoda; Insecta; Hemiptera; Aphididae. Gene Ontology annotation, cellular component: cytoplasm; membrane. The coding region runs from base 110 to 649 and encodes 179 amino acids. The transcript is spliced from 5 exons.